AUGUCUCUCAAGAAUGGUACUGGGUUAGAUUUUGUAUCUACCCAUCCAUUUGUGAAAGCAACUCUGCAAGACAAGAUUCGUGGAGUCAUUUUUGGAUCUGCCUUGGGUGACUGUAUUGGUUUAUAUACAGGUUGGCUAUUUUCCCCCACGCGCCGUGUACAGAGGAGCUUACCAAAAUACCUAGAGUUCCUGUCUAAGAAGAUUGCCGAAGAUGCGUACCCUCAAGGUAGAUUCCAGCUAGUAGAUCCAGCUACUAAAUUCCGAAAUGAUGGCCAUAGGAGUGAGCUCUGCAUUCUCCCUUACUCUAAUCCAUUGCAAACUAUGACACUAAUGGCGAAUGGGAAAGCAUGGACGGAUGAUACAGACCAUGCUCUCUUAAUACUACUCUCAUAUCUACACCACAACGGACAGAUUCUCUCUCCCACUGACCUAGCAGAACGUCUGAAAAUUUGGAUUGACCAAGGACUAAGGGCUCUAGAUCGGCCUCCUUGUGGCAUCGGAAAAACAGUGGGUUCGAUUGUCCUCGACAAGGAAUACCUCACCAACCCAAGUCAGAAAGCACAUCAGUACUGGGUAAAAGGUGGUAGAAAUGUGGCACCGAACGGAUCUUUAAUGAGAACACAUCCUCUUGGUAUCAUAUGCCUUGCCUUUAGCUUGGAAAAAACCUUCCAGGUUGCUACCGAUUUCUCUCUGAUUACUCAUGCGGAUCCGCGAUGCAUUCUGGCAUGUUGCAUUUCCACCGGGCUGAUUCGUGGGAUAUUGAGAGGAGAAAUAUUGGAUGAAAAGGGUUUGGAUACUCUUCUAGAGGACGCCUAUACGUGGGUCGACUCAUGGGUCCGGGACGUUCGGCUGCCCAAGGAUGACGCACAAAAGGAGGCUGACAGUGACAUAUACGAGCCUGACGCUCGGGAGUUCCUUGACAGAGAAGAGUUUAACCAGCAUGCCUACGCAAAGACCUUUUCUGAUCUACUCCUUGACGCUUCAUACAAAAUCGGGUACGUGUAUAAGUGCCUGGGAACAGCAAUAUUGAGUCUUCGAAUGGGCAUGCAAAAAUCACCCCAUGGCAGUACUCCAGGAACUGGAUCACCUCCCCCUCUCACUAAUUCAGCUAUUUUCGAGAACAUUAUCACAGAGCUUACAUAUGAGGCAGGGGACGCAGAUACCAAUGCAUGUGCUGCUGGUGCACUUCUUGGGUCCUGGCUUGGGUAUAACUCUCUUCCCUCUCACUGGAGAGAUGGUAUGGAUAACAAUGACUGGCUGAUGCAAAAGUGUAACUCCCUCAUCCAGGUUAUAGGGGUUGGAUAUGACGGUGCUACACCAUAUGAUGGGAAAUUAGAUGCUGAUACCUCGCCUGAUGGGGGCAAAGGGCUAAUGAAUAAAGAAGAGCUGGAGAAAAGGGAUAGCGACAUGAUAGUUAAAUACAUGACUCGCCAUGCAGAAGGAGUUGCGGAGGAGAAAGCUCGACUAAAGGCGGAGGAAAAGCAGAAGAAAGGAUGGAAAAGUUUCUUGGGGUAA
This is a messenger RNA of Trichophyton verrucosum HKI 0517, 1515 nucleotides long. RefSeq lists its product as uncharacterized. The record is from RefSeq and is a predicted model, not a curated record. Lineage: Eukaryota; Fungi; Ascomycota; Eurotiomycetes; Onygenales; Arthrodermataceae. The coding region runs from base 1 to 1515 and encodes 504 amino acids. The transcript is spliced from 3 exons.